UUAAUCUGCAGUCCCGCCCACCCCGGGCGGACCCGCUCGCCGCGAGGGGCUCUGGGAAGAGGCGGGGAACAAUAUGGCGGAUGGCGAGGAGCCGGAGAAGAAAAGAAGGAGAAUAGAGGAGCUGCUGGCUGAGAAAAUGGCUGUUGAUGGUGGGUGUGGGGACACUGGAGACUGGGAAGGUCGCUGGAACCAUGUAAAGAAGUUCCUCGAGCGGUCUGGACCCUUCACACACCCCGAUUUCGAACCGAGCACUGAAUCACUCCAGUUCUUGUUAGAUACAUGUAAAGUUCUAGUCAUUGGAGCUGGUGGCUUAGGAUGUGAGCUACUGAAAAAUCUGGCAUUGUCUGGUUUUAGACAGAUUCAUGUUAUAGACAUGGACACUAUAGAUGUUUCCAAUUUAAAUAGGCAGUUUUUAUUUAGGCCUAAAGAUGUUGGAAGACCCAAGGCUGAAGUUGCUGCAGAAUUCCUGAAUGACAGAGUUCCUAACUGCAACGUGGUCCCACAUUUCAACAAGAUUCAAGAUUUUAACGACACUUUCUACCGACAAUUUCAUAUUAUCGUAUGUGGCCUGGACUCUAUCAUAGCCAGGAGAUGGAUCAAUGGAAUGCUGAUAUCUCUUCUAAAUUAUGAAGAUGGUGUGUUGGAUCCAAGCUCCAUUGUACCUUUGAUAGAUGGGGGCACAGAAGGCUUUAAAGGGAACGCCCGAGUGAUUUUGCCUGGAAUGACCGCUUGUAUUGAGUGCACUCUGGAACUUUACCCACCACAGGUCAAUUUCCCCAUGUGUACCAUUGCAUCUAUGCCCAGGCUCCCAGAGCACUGUAUCGAGUAUGUAAGGAUGUUGCAGUGGCCUAAAGAGCAGCCUUUUGGAGAUGGGGUUCCAUUAGACGGAGAUGACCCUGAACAUAUUCAGUGGAUUUUCCAAAAGUCUGUAGAGAGAGCAUCACAAUAUAAUAUUAGAGGUGUUACCUACAGACUCACUCAAGGGGUAGUAAAACGAAUCAUUCCUGCAGUAGCUUCUACAAAUGCAGUCAUUGCAGGUAAGGGAAAAAGACUUUCACUGUGUGCCACUGAGGUUUUCAAGAUUUUAAACAGUGCAUACAUUCCCCUUAAUAAUUACUUAGUAUUCAAUGAUGUAGAUGGACUGUACACUUACACAUUUGAAGCAGAGAGAAAGGAGAACUGCCCUGCGUGUAGCCAGCUUCCUCAAAACAUCCAGUUCUCCCCAUCAGCUAAACUGCAAGAGGUGUUAGACUAUCUAACCAAUAGUGCUUCUCUGCAAAUGAAGUCUCCAGCUAUUACAGCCACGUUAGAGGGGAAAAACAGGACACUUUAUUUACAGUCAGUAACGUCUAUUGAAGAACGAACGAGACCGAAUCUUUCCAAAACAUUAAAAGAACUGGGACUAGUUGAUGGACAAGAACUGGCUGUUGCUGACGUCACCACACCACAAACUGUACUAUUCAAACUUCAUUUUACUUAAGGAAAAUAAAUCUGCACAUAAUAGAAAUUCAUAGAAAUAAUAUGCUUUAUAAAUGUUAUGCAAUUGAAGAGCCAGGAAGAUGAGGCAGAGGGGAACACCCAAGAAAGGAAAUUUAAUUGAUGUCAUUUUUAGCAUUAGUGUGGCUAGAAUUUGACUUUUUAUAUAUACAUAUAUAUAAAAAAUGAAUGACUCUUUUUUAACUUUAUAAGUUUCUCUUGAAGACUGAACUUCUGGGUUGGGCUAGUAAGCAUUUUCAUUUUAGUAAUACUGAAAACCAUGCCUCCAGGAAAGAUUAUGAACAAAUGUCCUGCUUCUUUAAAGCAGGACAAACACUGUCUUUUUGUGUGAAUUUGUUAUGGUCAAACAACAUAUUCCUCAGCUUGCAUUUGAGUAUUCACCUGUAUAGAAAUGUAUUCUUGAAUGGAAAUGAGGAAUUAUGUCUUAAGAACAUUAAAUAUUUACAACCUGACAUCUAGAGAUAUCAAACAUAGGCAAUUUCUUCAUUACUACUCAUAAUUGUGACUGUCCAUGUGUGUAUUAAUUAUUGCAGAGUUUAACUUGUCCAUGAUAAUUUGUAAACAGUAUUAUAGAGUCAUACCUGUGCAUGAAAAUUCAAAAUAUUUUCAUGUAUUUAUUUGCAAUGCCACAGAGACCAGUAUGCACAAAUUUAAACCAAGACAUGGCUGUUCAAAGAAAUUAAUGUUUCAACAGUUAUCAUUGAUGCUUUUGCACUAUUUAUUAAUAAAAUUGUACAUUGUCUACUUUUUAUUGAAAAUUUUAAAGUAUAUCAAUAAUAGUAAAUAAUUUUAUAGUGAUGUAGAAAUAAUUUUUAAAUGUUUAAUAGUUAUUAUUACCAGACUUUUAAUUCACCUGAGUUAAAUUUUUAAAAAUUUACUGUAGUAAUUUCCAUAGUACAGACUAGGUUCAUUCGUUCUCAUUGGUAAAUGAAAUGGAAUGACUUAAUUUUUA
This is a messenger RNA of Rattus rattus (black rat), 2449 nucleotides long. It is a transcript of the gene Uba3, whose product is annotated as ubiquitin like modifier activating enzyme 3. Gene Ontology annotation, molecular function: NEDD8 activating enzyme activity. The transcript is spliced from 18 exons. Bases 74 to 1480 code for a protein of 468 amino acids. NCBI's taxonomy places the organism in Eukaryota, Metazoa, Chordata, Mammalia, Rodentia, Muridae. Gene Ontology annotation, biological process: protein neddylation. Gene Ontology annotation, cellular component: cytoplasm; nucleus. The record is from RefSeq and is a predicted model, not a curated record.